Messenger RNA from Pectinophora gossypiella (pink bollworm), 2526 nucleotides. It is a transcript of the gene CCT5, whose product is annotated as T-complex protein 1 subunit epsilon. NCBI's taxonomy places the organism in Eukaryota, Metazoa, Arthropoda, Insecta, Lepidoptera, Gelechiidae. Gene Ontology annotation, molecular function: ATP-dependent protein folding chaperone; ATP hydrolysis activity; ATP binding. The transcript is spliced from 10 exons. Gene Ontology annotation, cellular component: chaperonin-containing T-complex. Gene Ontology annotation, biological process: protein folding. Bases 108 to 1736 code for a protein of 542 amino acids. The record is from RefSeq and is a predicted model, not a curated record.
UCUCAUCCAUUCGUUCAUUUCAUUUGUUUUCGAACUUUUCGUUCGGAUGUAAAUAAAACGGAAAUCCAUUUGCAUCUUCAAUUUGUGCAGUGAUAUUUGUGUGAAAUAUGGCUCUUUUCCCAGGAGCCGUUGCGUUCGACGAAUAUGGACGCCCAUUUAUUAUUUUACGUGACCAGGACAGGCAGAAAAGGCUUACCGGUAUCGAUGCCUUGAAGUCGCACAUCUCGGCAGCCCGCCAGAUCUCGGGCAUCCUCCGUACGUCCCUCGGCCCCCGUGGCCUGGACAAGAUGAUGGUGUCGUCGGAUGGCGAGGUGACUGUCACCAACGACGGAGCUACCAUCCUGAAGCUGAUGGACGUGGAACAUCAGAUCGGCAAGCUGAUGGUGCAGUUAGCUCAGAGUCAAGACGAUGAGAUUGGUGAUGGGACUACCGGCGUCGUGGUUUUAGCAGGUGCUCUGCUCGAGCAAGCGUCCAACCUCCUCGACAAGGGCAUCCACCCCAUCCGCAUAGCAGACGGCUUCGAGCUCGCCGCAGCCACCGCUCUGGCCCACCUCGACUCCAUCAGCGAGGCGUUCCCUGUCAACAAGGAUACUAGGGAGCACCUGAUCAAGGUUGCCAUGACGACGCUAGGCAGCAAGGUUGUGGUGAAGUGUCACCGGUUGAUGGCUGAGAUUGCUGUUGAUGCGGUGCUUUCAGUGGCAGACUUGGAGAAGCGCGACGUGAACUUUGAGCUGAUCAAGGUUGAAGGGAAGGUGGGCGGCCGCAUGGAGGACUCGAUGCUCGUCCGCGGCGUUGUCAUCGACAAGACCAUGUCGCACCCGCAGAUGCCUAAAGUCCUCAAGGAUGUGAAGCUAGCCAUCCUAACCUGCCCGUUCGAGCCGCCCAAGCCGAAGACGAAGCAUAAGCUGCAGGUGGGCUCGGCCGAGGAGUACCGCGAGCUGCGACAAUACGAACACGACAAGUUCCUCGAGAUGGUCAAACAAGUCAAGGACGCCGGCGCGAAUCUUUGCAUCUGCCAGUGGGGCUUCGACGACGAGGCCAACCACCUGCUGCUGGCUGAGAAGCUGCCCGCCGUCCGCUGGGUGGGUGGCCCGGAGAUGGAGCUUAUCGCCAUCGCUACCGGGGGCAGGAUCGUGCCGCGCUUCGAGGAACUCACCCCGGACAAGCUCGGACGCUGCGGCCUCGUCAGGGAGCUCACAUUCGGCACGUCCAAAGAGGAGAUGCUGGUGAUCGAGCAGUGCUCCAACUCGCGCGCCGUGACGCUGCUGAUGCGCGGCGGCAACCGCAUGAUCGUGGACGAGGCCAAGCGGUCCGUGCACGACGCGCUCUGCAUCGUGCGCAGCUUAGUGCAGGACGCGCGCGUGGUGUACGGCGGCGGCGCGGCGGAGACGUCGUGCUCGCUGGCCGUGUCGGCGGCGGCCACGCGCGUGGCGUCGCUGGACCAGUACGCCUACCGCGCCUUCGCCGACGCGCUCGACGCCGUGCCGCUCGCGCUCGCUGAGAACAGCGGUCUGUCCCCAAUCGACGCGUUGUCGGAGAUCAAGGCGCGGCAAGUGGCUGAGAACAACCCCAACCUCGGCAUCGACUGCAUGUCUAAAGGUUCAAACGACAUGAAAGCCCAGAACGUGAUAGAGUCCCUCCACUCGAAGAAACAGCAGAUUGCGCUCGCCACCCAGCUGGUCAAGAUGAUCCUGAAGAUAGACGACGUGCGCUCGCCCGCGGACUCCAUCGAAUGAGGAGAUGGCUUCACGAGAUAACGCUAAAUAGUCUCAGCUAGAUUAACUUUGUAUUAAAGAUAAUUAAUUUAAAUCCUGAAAAUAUAUCAAAUUCUCUACGCAAAAAGAGUUUUUAUAACUUAGGGUUCCGAAGUCAUCAAAGCAAACAUUUGCGCAUAUAAAGUGCGCAAUGUCCACAAAUGUCAAAUAGCGAUAUUUAUUUUUAAUGAAUUGCUUUAGUAUGGCUGUUUCAGCCGCCGUGUAACUUCAUUCUUUCGUCUUUAACGCGACACACAAAUAUUACAAGUAGAAGUGAUUUGGUGUGCCACCAACUUAAUCUGGCAGGAUUAUAGUCGCCAGUACUAUCGAUAGUAUUAAUGUAAAUGAGCUAUCGAUAGAAUAAAUGGUUUUGAAGGUCGACAAUACGGUAACGCUGCAAUAUCAGCAUCUGAUCACUCCAUCAAUAUCCCUGCUCCACGAAGCUGCUCCACUGCGGGUUGGUGGACAAAAAAAAAUAUCUAUGGACAAUAUUUAUUUGAAACCAACGCUACACUCACAAAUUGUUAUGUAAACUAGAUUUGUAUUUUAAUUCAGUAUAUUAUUAUUAAGUUGUUAAUUUCGCUAUGCAUUUGGAAGUGUCGCUUCGCCGUUGUAGGGUUAAACCCCAGAAAGUGAAUUAUAGUCAAAUCAGGGUUCAAAAAGGCCCAGUAACUAGAAAAGGCUCAUUUUACAAUGGCGGAGCAGAGGGGAGUCUAGACAUCUAGACUUGUGAUGUAUGCCUUAUUGCACUAAUAAAAUAAUUACUAAUUUA